This is a messenger RNA of Protobothrops mucrosquamatus (brown spotted pit viper), 242 nucleotides long. Its product is annotated as calmin-like. The transcript has 3 exons. Gene Ontology annotation, cellular component: cytoplasm; meiotic nuclear membrane microtubule tethering complex; nuclear outer membrane. The record is from RefSeq and is a predicted model, not a curated record. NCBI's taxonomy places the organism in Eukaryota, Metazoa, Chordata, Lepidosauria, Squamata, Viperidae. Gene Ontology annotation, molecular function: actin filament binding. Gene Ontology annotation, biological process: nuclear migration. The annotation marks the transcript as partial.
UGGAAAGGGAAAAUGUGCAGAAAAGGACUUUUACCCGAUGGAUUAAUUUACAUUUGGAAAAGUGUAGCCCCCCUCUGGAAGUUAAAGAUUUGCUGGUUGAUAUUAAAGAUGGCAAAAUUCUGAUGGCAUUACUGGAAGUGCUGUCUGGACAAAAUCUGCUGCACGAGUACAAGUCUUCAACCCAUCGUAUUUUUCAGCUGAACAAUAUUGCAAAAGCCCUUAAGUUUUUGGAGGACAGAAAU